UUAGCGAGCCUCGGAAUUAGCGACGGCGGCGGCGACGCGACGCGUCACACAGGAACUGCAUUUACCGGUAGGAGACGCGUGUCACGUACACGCGCGUCGAAAAGCAUCAACAAAAACGAGAAUGGCAGAGAAAAACACAGCAAGCCCGGCGAGUUCGCAGGAGAAAGACCAAAUCACAACGAGCAAACCACCACAGACGGAAGAAGAAAAACGUCAGAAGAAACGUCGUCGCCGUACAACGGAUGCUGAGGCGCGUUUUUUGGAACAAUACUUUUUGAAGACACCAAAACCGACACUUGCUGAAAGACAACAGCUCUCUCGGGAAAUGAAUUUUUGUAUGACGCCGAGAGAGCUCCAAAUUUGGUUUCAAAACAAACGGCAAUCCCUCAGACGGAGCAAUUCACUCGCCCGUUCGAAAUCAGAAGUCAGUGCUUCCCUACAACGGCUCCAUCACCGACCCAGUCUCGCACUGUGCGAGACACAGAACGGCCAAGCUGAGGUUUUCUUUCAGAUAGGACAGUCUCCUAGUGUCACUCGACCCAACACAGUCGCUGGAGGAGAUGUCCCGGCAGGAGGCUCGAUGACUGGGCGUUUAGAACGAAAGCCAGACGUUCCUGCAGCGACAGCAGCACGAAGUCUAUCCACCCCGAUUUCUCAGAUGAAAAAGCGGUCUCCAGUCACACCCAAAGACCUCGAAGAGUGUGCUCGAAGUCUUGUUCAGCUUCAGCAGCGGUAACAGGGACCGCGCAACGGACUGGAAUGAGCUCUCAAGCAGACUGUGGGAGCGAACACCGUCUAGCCAGUACUCAGUCUGACCAGCAAAACCCGUCCGUACCGUCCGACCAGUGAGCCAUCUGAACCGUCAUUUCAUCUUUUUAGCAUAGCAUUCAUUUGUUUCUGUUCCUUGUUUCGUCAUUGCGUUCUGUCGCUGAUUUCAUAAUCGUCCUUUCCAAUAUACAUAGUAGUUCCUUUUACACAAGUGGAAGCAGGAGGGAGCAGGAGGAGACGGUAAACACAGCCUGCAAAAAGUCCAACUCUCUGCCCUGCUUUGAUACUCACAGGCAACGACUGUUUGAGCAUUUGUCUUGCGUUUUGCCCCGCUCCCCCCUCCCGGUCCUCAUCGUCACGUCUGCUCAAGCAGCAUUUCUUCAUAAGCAUUAGCAUCGGUAGACAAAAUUGUUUCGGAAGUUUGUUGGUAGGGGAGAGACCCGAGCAUAGACUCGUCGGCGUCGGCCGCCUCUUCGACAUCUUCACAGAUUAUGUCCUGCGGAAACACUUCGUCACUCGCUGGAAUGGGCGGUGAAGAAGGAGGCAGUUUGCAUGCGAUUGAUGUCUCUGCAUACGAUACGGCCGUAGCCUCAUCGUCGGAACCCACUAUGAUAGACGUGGACGAUGGCGGCUCGUUGUUAGUUUCGACAAGCUCAUUGGGAAACUCUUUCCGGUGAGAACGACGCAUGUACGUUCGGACACAGUUGCUGUAGAGCACUUCGUUCACCGAGUCUUCGUCCCACUCACCCGCUUCUGUGCGCUCCGACCGCGAAAGCAGCUGGGCGAUGGAAGAGCUUACGGGCUUGCUGUACAGCAUGGCACCUGAGACUUUCUGUGUGAACAGGUGUUAGUAGUAUGAGUGGAUAUAACAGGAGGGGCGACCGUAUUCGACAUACCUCAUAAAACCGAGGCAAAAAAGACAAGGGACAGCACCGGCUAAGACACUGGAGGACGUGUUUCAGCCAAACAUCUCGAAGCAAAGCGGCAACAGCCAUCAGAUCCCACGUUCCUUCAAAAUGGUCCGCACCUUUUCGGAUGGGAAGCAAUGCACACUGCAUAGUAAUCUUCAGCAGCUCACGCACAGGUUUUGGACGCCAAGCACGGCUGUCUUGCGGUGCCAACGUAACUGUACAUUGUUAGGGCGAUUACCAUUUUUUACAGUACAGACAUACGCAAAAACUCGCGUUCAUUAGAAGCCAAUUCUAAACGAGGUACAAGACUAAGUGUGUUCCACAUUUGGAACCUUUGAAACAAACGCCCGACUGUGAAUAACUGAGAAGACGAAAAUGUGUUUUGCUGCUGUUCUAUCUGGACCACCAACUGUUUUUCAACGGUUAACGUCUGGCAUUUCCUGCCAAAAGUCACAAACCUUUAAGCUCGAAGAUGCGAUCGAAUGGUACGUUAGCUUCGUCGCCGAACAAUACUCCAACUCUGUAUUCCAUCGGUGACAAAAGCGACAAACGGCUUUGACGCGUAGCUGCUCGUUCUUCACGCAAACCUUCAUGAAGACGACUGUGAACGAUUGAACGAUUGAACGAAUGUGGAAAGAGAAAAGAAACCCUAGAGUGUUUGCACAAAAAGACGCGUCGAGGCGCUUUGUUUACGCGUUUCACCCGCACAUACACAUUUUACUUGUCAUUGCCAUUGGGCUUCUUCUCUAGUCUGCUCGACUUGAUCAUAACCAGCGAAAUAAAAGUUCCAACAACGCAGAUAACAAACAAAAUGAGAAUCACCGGUAUCCGGAUGGCCCAUUCACGGUCGAGAAACAACAAUUGCGUCGGAUUGGACGAGUCCACAAAUGGCUAGUUUUGUUCGUUAGCUGUGUUGAGCGAGAGCGUGUGUGUUGUGUGUUGAUUUACCAUUACCAAAAUCCAAAUGGUAUAAUAAAUGAAUGCUGCUGUCGCGAAGUACCGGAUCAUUACGGAAAUCAAAACACAGAAAUAGAGGAUGAUUAUAGACACAGAACUACUGUUAUACCGCGAGCAAUCGUGGGAGAACGCUAACAAUUCGC
Molecule: messenger RNA, 2779 nt
Organism: Schizosaccharomyces japonicus yFS275
Lineage: Eukaryota; Fungi; Ascomycota; Schizosaccharomycetes; Schizosaccharomycetales; Schizosaccharomycetaceae
Product: MBF complex negative regulatory component Yox1
Exons: 1
Coding region: 122-736 (204 amino acids)
Biological process (GO): negative regulation of transcription by RNA polymerase II
Cellular component (GO): MBF transcription complex; chromatin; nucleus
Molecular function (GO): RNA polymerase II cis-regulatory region sequence-specific DNA binding; DNA binding; RNA polymerase II transcription regulatory region sequence-specific DNA binding
Source: RefSeq, a predicted model, not a curated record